ACUGCGUAUGGGAAGAUAAUAAUAGUGUUGUUUGGUUCAUAAACCGACACCUCUUCUUUCUGCAGUUGGUAUGUUCCUACGUCCUUUACUUGCUUGUGUGAGGAGCUAAAGGUGCGCAGCUCGGUGGAAACAUCAGGAACAAUGGUCAACUUUGCAGCAGCUGCCCGCCAGUACUGGGUACACUUAUUUGUUCCAACGGGCUUCGUGAUCGGGUGGUACCUUGACAAACUUAAUGAUCAGAAGUUGACAGCUUUCAGAAACAAGAGCCUAUUGUAUAAAAGGGAGCUGAAGCCUGGUGAGGAAGUCACCUGGAGCUAGACGUUUCCCUGGUUUGGAAGUCCUGUCACCUGUGGUGUGAAUGAAAGAUGGAUGGUCCUCAAAUCACAUUUUUAAGGAGAAUCCUGUACCUCUUCCUUUGAGUUGUAUCAACCAAUAAUAAAUAUGCCCUUUGUCAUCAAAA
Molecule: messenger RNA, 460 nt
Organism: Cololabis saira (Pacific saury)
Lineage: Eukaryota; Metazoa; Chordata; Actinopteri; Beloniformes; Belonidae
Product: NADH dehydrogenase [ubiquinone] 1 beta subcomplex subunit 1-like
Exons: 3
Coding region: 142-318 (58 amino acids)
Cellular component (GO): mitochondrion
Source: RefSeq, a predicted model, not a curated record